AUGCCUCGCACCCCCUGCCGGACGUCCCUGCUCUUUCGGCGACCCCCGGACUCCAGCGGCAGUCUCCGUGACCUCUGGGCUCCAGCCGCCAACUCUGUCCCCCAGGACCCCGCCGCCGUCUGCGUGUCCCCCGGAUUCCAGUUCCGCUACCCCCGCCGUCUUCGCGCCCCCGGGACUCUAGCAGCGGUUCCUGCAACCCUCCAGGAUCCGGCCACUUCCCGUGCCCCGCAAACCCAGACACCAGCCGUAGUCUCUGUGCUCCCCCAGACCCAGAUUCCAGACGCCGUCUCCGCGUCUCCUGGGAUCCAGCCCUGUCUCCGCGUCCCGCCAAACCCAGACUCCAGGCGCGAUCUCCGCGCUCGCUGGGAGCCAGCUGUCGCGCCCGUGCCCGGCGCGGGGCUGCGGCUGCUGUCUGCCAACGUGCGCCAGCUGCACCAGGCGCUGACCGCGCUGCUGAGCGAGGCAGAGCGGGAGCAGUUCACGCACUGUCUGAACGCGUACCACGCGCGCCGCAACGUCUUCGACCUGGUGCGCACCCUGCGCGUCCUGCUGGACAGCCCGGUCAAGCGGCGCCUGCUGCCCAUGCUGCGGCUGGUCAUCCCGCGGUCCGACCAGCUGCUCUUCGACCAGUACACGGCUGAGGGCCUCUACCUGCCCGCCACCACUCCCUACAGGCAGCCCGCCUGGGGCGGCCCCGACGGUGCUGGGCCAGGGGAGGUACGUCUGGUGAGCCUGCGGCGUGCCAAGGCUCACGAGGGCUUGGGCUUCAGCAUCCGCGGCGGCUCGGAGCACGGCGUGGGCAUCUACGUGUCGCUGGUGGAGCCUGGCUCCCUGGCCGAGAAGGAAGGGCUGCGGGUUGGGGACCAGAUUCUGCGCGUCAACGACAAAUCCCUGGCCCGGGUGACCCAUGCGGAGGCCGUCAAGGCUCUGAAGGGCUCCAAGAAGCUGGUGCUGUCCGUGUACUCGGCAGGGCGCAUCCCUGGGGGCUACAUCACCAACCACAUCUACACCUGGGUGGACCCGCAAGGCCGCAGCAUCUCCCCACCCUGGGGCCCGCCCCAGCCCCACAGCAGUGCCCUGAGGCAGCACGAGGGCGAGCGGAGGAGCGCCCUGCACCUCCUGCAAGGCGGGGAUGAGAAGAAGGUGAACCUGGUGCUGGGGGACGGCAGGUCCCUGGGCCUCACAAUCCGCGGAGGAGCUGAGUACGGCCUCGGCAUUUACAUCACUGGCGUGGACCCAGGCUCUGAAGCAGAAAGCGGUGGGCUCAAGGUUGGGGACCAGAUUCUGGAGGCGAAUGGGAGGAGCUUUCUCAACAUCCUGCACGAUGAGGCGGUCAAGCUGCUCAAGUCGUCUCGGCACCUCAUCCUCACGGUGAAGGACGUCGGGAGGCUGCCCCACGCCCGCACCACCGUGGACGAGACCAAGUGGAUUGCCAGUUCCCGGAUUGGGGAGACCACCACGAACUCUGCAGGGUUUCCUGAAGAUCUCACAACAGAAGAGACUAACAAGCCAGGAUUUUAUAAGGGCCCAGCCGGCUCCCAGGUGACCCUGAGCAGCCUGGGAAACCAGACACGUGUGCUGCUGGAGGAGCAGGCUCGGCACCUGCUGAACGAGCAGGAGCGUGCCACCAUGUCCUACUACCUGGACGAGUACCGCAGCGGCGGAGUCUCUGUGGAGGCCCUCGUCAUGGCCCUGUUUGAGCUGCUCAACACCCACGCCAAGUUCUCGCUCCUGUCCGAGGUGAGAAGCAUCAUUUCCCCGCAAGACCUGGACCGCUUUGACCACCUGGUGCUGAGGCGGGAGAUCGAGUCCAUGAAGGCACGACAGCCCCCAGGCCCUGGGGAAGGGGACACCUACUCCAUGGUGUCCUACAGCGAAACGGGCUCGUCCUCGGGCAGCCACGGCACCUCCACCACUGUCAGCUCAGCCAGG
This is a messenger RNA of Galeopterus variegatus (Sunda flying lemur), 1932 nucleotides long. Its product is annotated as whirlin-like. Gene Ontology annotation, molecular function: protein binding. Gene Ontology annotation, cellular component: plasma membrane; stereocilia ankle link complex; photoreceptor inner segment. The record is from RefSeq and is a predicted model, not a curated record. The annotation marks the transcript as partial. The transcript is spliced from 9 exons. NCBI's taxonomy places the organism in Eukaryota, Metazoa, Chordata, Mammalia, Dermoptera, Cynocephalidae. Gene Ontology annotation, biological process: auditory receptor cell stereocilium organization; sensory perception of sound.